AUGUGGAUUCAACAGCUUUUAGGACUCAGCCUCGCAGGGAGCGACCACCUAGCCAGACUCCCUGAGACCAGGGCCGGCCAGCGCCCGCCCAGCUCGCCCAUCUCUUUGGGCAGUGGUGUCUGCCGGGCGCGCCCGCGGCACCCAGAGCCAGCAGCGCAGUGUCCUGGCCGCCCGCCCCAGCGCGCCUCCCCUGGGAGGGCCUGGGACGAGCCGCACGAAUCUUUGGGCGCGGCGGACUCUGGGACCCUAGCGAAGAUCCUCCUCAGCGAAAGCGCCUGUCUAGUCUGUGCCUGGGAUUCCAGGACCAUCUGGAGAGACCCGGGUGGGGUGCAGAGCCCUAGUUCCAUGUCCAUCCGCUGGCCGGGCCGCUCUGCUGGAAGCCAUGCUUGGAUACUGAUAGCCAUGUUUCAGCUGGCCAUCGAGCUCCCCAUGUGUGAGUCCCUGGGCCCGGGCCCUGAGUUCCGGCUCCUGCUGCGCCCACCGCCCCGGCCGCCCCGUCUGUGGAGUUUUAAGAGUGGACAACCUGCGCGGGUGCCCGCGCCCCUGUGGAGCCCCCGGCCACCCCGCGUCGAGCGGACCCACGGGCAGCUACAGACCCCACGUGCCAAAAGGGCGCACAGACCCAGAGACCAGGGGGCCCCCCUCGUGUCCAGAGGGGGCCUGGCCAAGCCCCCGGCCACUGCCAGCUCCAGCCCUUCCCUGGCCUCCUCGGCCACGUCCUCGCCACCCACGGCAAGUGGCGGGGCCACGGACCCCCAGAGCCUCCUGAGGAGAGGGAGGCGACACCUCCAGGGUGGUGGCUUCGGUGGCUUUGAUUUCCGAGGCAGCAGGCCCACCACCGAGACAGAGUUCAUUGCCUGGGGGCCCACGGGUGAGGAGGAUACCCUCGAGGCCAACACCUUUCCGGGGAUGUUUGGCCCCACCACGGUCUCCAUCUUACAAACCCGGAAGACGACGGUGACCACCACCACCACCACGACGUCCACCACGGCCACCCCCUUGACCCUGCAGACUAAGGGGCUCACGGAGUCCCUGGACCCCAGGAACAGGGUCCCCGUGGGGAUCAGCACAACGGCGCCUUCCACCAGUCCCAGCAACAACGGGGGAAACACCGAGCCCCCGAGGAUUCUGGGGGAGACCUCAGGUCUGGCUGUCCAUCAGAUCAUCACCAUCACCGUCUCCCUCAUCAUGGUCAUAGCUGCCCUGAUUACAACUCUUGUCUUAAAAAAUUGCUGUGCCCAAAGCGGGAACACGCGCCGGAACAGCCACCAGCGGAAGAUUAACCAGCAGGAGGAGAGCUGCCAAAACUUGACCGACUUCACGCCCGCCCGGGUGCCCAGCAACCUGGACAUCUUCACCGCCUAUAACGAGACCUUGCAGUGUUCGCACGAGUGUGUCAGGGCAUCCGUGCCCGUCUACACCGACGAGACGCUGCUCCCGGCGGGCGAGUACAAAUCCACCUUUAAUGGAAACAGACCCUCUUCUUCUGAUCGGCAUCUUAUUCCUGUGGCCUUUGUGUCUGAGAAAUGGUUUGAAAUCUCCUGCUGA
Molecule: messenger RNA, 1548 nt
Organism: Elephantulus edwardii (Cape elephant shrew)
Lineage: Eukaryota; Metazoa; Chordata; Mammalia; Macroscelidea; Macroscelididae
Product: adherens junction-associated protein 1-like
Exons: 7
Coding region: 1-1548 (515 amino acids)
Cellular component (GO): cell-cell contact zone; cytoplasmic side of plasma membrane; plasma membrane
Molecular function (GO): beta-catenin binding
Source: RefSeq, a predicted model, not a curated record